UUUCUGGGUGUUAAUCCUGCUACCUUGCUGAAUUCAUUUAUUAAAUCUAAUAGUUUUUUGGUGGAGUCUUUAGGAUUGUCUCUGCACAUGUUAGUUUGAUUAUAAAGUCACUCUAAUUCAGUGAUUAUAAAUGUGUACGUUCCUUUGAUCCAGAUAUCUGACUCACAAACUUUUUUCUCCUAAAUAAUUAAACCAGAAAUGGAAGCUAUGUGUAUAAAAGUUUUAAGGAAAGAGGCACAACUUGAAAGUAUUUUCAGCUAAUUGAGUGGAAUAUUAAGCAGUUAUUUUUUAAGUAUGGCUCUUAAUUUAAACCUACAAAGUACACAAAUGUGAGUACUGUUAUUAUCAAACAGUUAAACAGCACUUUUUAGAUGUCAAACAUUGUCUAAGGCUUCAGUCCCCACAAUCCUAAAGUAGGAGCUAUAUGUUAUCCCCAUUUCAUAGGUAUGGAUAGUAAGGCCAGAAGAUUAGCAGGACCUGUGUAGUAGGUAACAGCAUACGUUCCCCUGGAGCAUUUGAACUCUGAAUCUUUGCUUUUCACAACUAUGUUAUACAUGACUGACUAAAACUAUAUUGAAUAUAAGUUGGAUAAAGUCAAAGGGAAAAAUAAUUACUAUAUUUAGAUAAUGAGUGAUAAAUGGUAAAUUUUGGUAAACCUGUUAAAAAUUUUAAUUUUUUUAAAGCAGAUCCACUAGAGGUCAAUGUGAUUAUAUAUGCAUAAAUAUAAAUGUAUGAAAAUAUAUAUGUAUAUUCCCAAAAUAUAUCUAUUCUUUCUAUGUGAUUUUAUAGGUAAGCAGAAUUUGGUGAUUAUGGGUAGGAAGACCUGGUUCUCCAUUCCCGAGAAGAAUCGACCUUUAAAGGACAGGAUUAAUUUAGUUCUCAGUAGAGAACUCAAGGAACCUCCAAAAGGAGCACAUUUUCUUGCCAAAAGUCUGGAUGAUGCCUUAAAACUUCUUGAGGAACCAGAAUUAACAAAUAAAGUGGACAUGGUUUGGAUAAUAGGAGGCAGCUCUGUUUACAAGGAAGCCAUGAACAAGCCAGGCCAUCUUAGACUGUUUGUGACAAGGAUCAUGCAGGAAUUUGAAAGUGACACAUUUUUUCCAGAAAUUGAUUUAGAGAAAUAUAAGCUUCUCUCAGAAUACCCAGGCGUUCUUUCUGAUGUCCAGGAGGAGAAAGGCAUUAAGUACAAAUUUGAAGUCUAUGAAAAAUACAAGUAAUGUGAAGGUGUUUUCUGGUUCAUUUCAAGCUGUUCCCUCUCCCCUCCAAACGAUUAUGUAUUUAACAUUAGAAAAAGAGACUUCUGUUGACUAGAUCUGGAUAAUUAUUUCUAGCAAUGUAUUUUUAUUAAUUAGUUUUAAUCUUAACUAGAUUUGGUUAAAUUAAUCUUAACGGUGCUACAUCAUAUACCCUUUGUGAAACAUCUGUUGCUAUAACUGUCUGAAUGUCCAUCAAGGGCCCAGGAUUACGUCCCAAGCACCAGCCUAGGGUAACAUAUACCAAGAAACCACGAUGAGAGAGUCCCCUGAUAGCAUGAGUUGAAACCCAGGCCUAUAAAGAAAGGAGCUAGCUAAAUUUGUCCAAAUGUCAGAAAUGGGUUAUAAACCAGAUGAGUUAGAACUUAGGUAUUAAAAGAGAAGCAGAUCGAAAUAGGGACCAGAAUUUCUCUCUGCACAUCACACUUCUGAAAAAGUUCUGUUUACUCGGUUCCUGCAGCACAUUCCACAGACAUAGUAAGAGGCAGGUAGGAGAUUCCUUUCAUUAUGAUUAAAAGAGAAGGUCAGAGACCUUUAAAAACUCGUUGGGAUGUUCUAGUGAUAGAACAAGAAUAGGUUGCUCUUCACACAAAAAAGUAACCUCACAACAAGCAGGCGGCCAGAAUGAAAAACUCGAAGAGAAUGGGUAUUGUGAGAAAUCAAAACUAGUAGGUUAGAAAAUAAACUUCACAUAAUUAAAAAUUAAAACAUGUUUUACCCAUCAUGUUAGCAAAUAUUUGGAUUUUUAGGUAUCCAAAGAAAUAGCAUUUUCUGCCUGUACAUUGGUACAAACUUUUUAGGGUAAGAGUUAGCAAUAGCAAUCAAAAUUCAAAAUAACCUGGGUUUGGAUCCAGAACUUCCACUUCCAGAAAUUAAUCCUGAACAAAGAGACGGACGCAAGAGCAUUUGUUGCACCAUUUAAAAAAUUUAGACUAGUAUCCAAAAUUUUCAAUGUGGGGAAAAUUACGCUGUAAACUGCUGACAGUAUCACAGUUGAGUGUGUUAUUUUGUGCAUUAGGUAUGUCUAUUGUACUUUGACUUUUUUGAACUAUCAUGUGCUUAUUUUCAUGAAAAAUUAAUUAAGGUAAUAAAUUGAGCCCUUUACAUUUAGCAGUACAAUUAGGAUACAGAACAUCAGGAGUAAAGAGAAAUUUCCUAAAAAUCUUUCAUAGAGAAAAAAACAAAAGCAGAUCACACAGAAAAACAGAAAUAACACUGCAUAAGAUUUACAAACCACAAGAAAACAAUGGAGCAAGGAGCACAAGCAGGAAAUUGUUAGUGUCCAGAGUUUUUAGAACUCACAUAUUAAUAAGAAAAAGAAGCCGCUUAGAGAAGAGGAGAGACAAGGCCGUGAAUAUGUGCACAGACAUAUAUCCCCACUAGUGACUGGGGAAAUGCAAAUUAAAACUGCAGACAGGAACCAUUCCACAUGUACCAGACGUGGCCUUCUCACCAGUACUUGACACUCAGCCUUUUAAAAUGUUGACCAGAUUUAUGAAGGAUGGAGAUGAAUAUACCCUUUGACCCAGCAAUUCCACACACGGGUAAAUGCCAAGAGCAAACCUGCAUACAUAUCAAGAGACUUGUAGAAAUAUGUCACAUCCUUGUUUGUAAUAGUAAAAAACUAAAAACAACCCAAAAGGCCAAUGACAGGAAAAUGCAUACAUUACUGUCUUAGAUUGGAUUUCCCCCCAAAGCAGAUCCCAAGACUAGAAUUUAAGUGAAAGCACCAGGUGGUAUGUGGAAAAGUGCAACUAGGAAGGUAAGCCAGUUCAAGAUCAGUGAGCAGGCUCUCCCUGGGUACCACGCUCAAUACUGGUGAGAUAUCUGGGAAACGGAGGGAAGGAAGCGGGAGUAUUUAUCCCCUGCUCAUUGUUUGAGGGCUGUUCCCAGGGCCAUCAAUUCCCUGCCCUCUGUGUGGGCUGAACACACUUCAGCUGCUAGAUAGGGCCCCGGUGUUUGCAUUAAGAAGUUGCUGACAGGCACAGGACCAGUGAAAGCUAAACACCUAAACCAAUUCCAUAUACUUGUAAUUAUGUGUGAGAUCUUCAUACUUAUGUAGUAAAAAGUAUAAAGCAACAUAUAGUUUGUUAAAUAUUUUACAAUUUAAAGAAAUACAGAAGCAGAAAGACCAAUUAGAAGUCCAGGUGACAGAUGAUGGUAACUUGGACCAGAGGCUUGAGUACAGUGAAAAAAUUGUGAUUCAGGAUAUAUUUCGAAGUUGGAGGUAAUGGGAUUUUCUGAUGGAGUUUAAUUUUGGUUUUGGACCCACCAAAUUUGAGAUGCUUGGAAGGAAAGGAAGGAGAGGAGUAAAAGGAAAACAAAACUAGACUCAUGCCUUAAAUUCUGAGAAGAUAUUUCCGGCUGGUAAAUCUAUACUCAGCCGAAUAAUCAAAGACAAUUGAAGCUAGGGAGAGAUAGAUCAGGAGACGCUCUAGUUUUCACUUAGACUUUUGGAACCAUUUGAUUUUAUGUAACCAUUUUCAUGUAUUUCUUUAAUAAAUACAAUUAUUGCUUAA
Miniopterus natalensis is the source of this 3772-nucleotide messenger RNA. The record is from RefSeq and is a predicted model, not a curated record. NCBI's taxonomy places the organism in Eukaryota, Metazoa, Chordata, Mammalia, Chiroptera, Miniopteridae.